Molecule: messenger RNA, 740 nt
Organism: Ixodes scapularis (black-legged tick)
Lineage: Eukaryota; Metazoa; Arthropoda; Arachnida; Ixodida; Ixodidae
Exons: 4
Coding region: 309-650 (113 amino acids)
Source: RefSeq, a predicted model, not a curated record
UGUGCGUCUUAUCUGCGGUUCUUUUGAAAGAAAUCAUCGUUUUCGUUAUUAAAUAGCACUCAAAAGAACGCGAUUCAAAGCUUAACAAACAAAAAUUCACGCGUCCGUUAAAAAGAAGGAGAAGAAGAAGAAGAAAGGUAUUGCGCGUGGGAUUGUCAAGCCUUUAGCAGCGAUAUCGCGGUACCUGGAACGCCUGGGACUGUCCUGUACCGAGCGGGAGCUGUACAACUACUACGACCCUACGACGGUCUUCUAAAAGCAAGAAUCGCAAAAAGUUCCAUCGACCUCCAGCCACUCUCAGCAGCGUAAUGAACAAGGCGGCUGGAAUCGAGCAAGCCUUCGAGAUGCGCCAGCGACCUCCACAAGAAGGCGUGCCCGACAUCGCAAUCCUGAAAUACCCAAGCCGAUAUUCAAACGAAGUGCCCAUCAUCCCAGAUUCAGUGGUCUAUUUUGGCAGCGGGGCUGCGGUGAUCAUGGUCUUUGCAGGCCUCUGCAUCAUGGCCUACAUGCUCAUCUUCAGCGAAGGAACUAGAGACACAGAAGGUAAGAUGCAAUACAAAUCCGCAGGCACAGCCACAUGCAAGGUAGCAGCUGUUGAGGUGCCAUGUCAGCAAGGAAGAGCUUGGUGUCUAUACUCGGUGACAGGCUAAGAAUGCAGUUAGCUCUACUGCCUCGGUGGAUCCGAGGCAGAGCGCCAGCCUACAAAUCCCCAGGUGGUGGGUUCGAAUCCCGAAUGAGGU